Molecule: messenger RNA, 1325 nt
Organism: Vollenhovia emeryi
Lineage: Eukaryota; Metazoa; Arthropoda; Insecta; Hymenoptera; Formicidae
Gene: Mvd
Product: diphosphomevalonate decarboxylase
Exons: 9
Coding region: 87-1250 (387 amino acids)
Biological process (GO): isopentenyl diphosphate biosynthetic process, mevalonate pathway; isoprenoid biosynthetic process
Cellular component (GO): cytosol
Molecular function (GO): ATP binding; diphosphomevalonate decarboxylase activity
Source: RefSeq, a predicted model, not a curated record
UGCAGCUGAUAGGCAGCUCAGUUUGGCUCAGUUAGCUGGCGGUAACAGUUGGAGGCGUCAAGCUGAUUGAAUACACAGUGAGAAUCAUGAGUACCGUUACCUGCAUUGCGCCAGUCAAUAUUGCUGUCAUUAAAUAUUGGGGAAAGAGGGAUGAAUCCUUAAUCUUACCAACCAACGAUUCCAUAAGUGCUACUCUAGAUACAGACCAGUUGCACGCAAAAACUACUGUAAUGAUCAGUCCUGACUUCAAAGAAGAUCGUAUUUGGCUGAACGGAAAGGAGGAAGACAUAAAAAAUGCAAGACUUCAAAAUUGUUUGAUAGAGAUUAGGAAACGUUCGCAACUAUCUGGUCAUACAAACGACUGGAAGAUUCACGUAUGUUCAAAAAAUAAUUUUCCAACUGCCGCUGGCUUGGCUUCCAGUGCUGCAGGAUACGCGUGCCUUACAACGGCACUGGCUAAGCUUUACAAAAUAGAAGGAGACAUUAGUGUCAUAGCGCGCUCCGGUUCUGGAUCAGCAUGUCGCAGUACUAUGGGUGGUUUUGUAAGAUGGCACAUGGGUUCAGACAAGUAUGGAACGGACAGUUUGGCAAAGCAAAUUGUGCCUGCAUCUCAUUGGCCUGAAAUGAGGAUUCUAGUGUUAGUGGUUAGCGACGAACGAAAGAAGGUUCCAAGUGCAAUAGGCAUGAAACGAAGCAUGGAAACGUCUCAACUCCUGCAACAUAGAAUAACGCGUGUAGUCCCGGAAAGAACUAAUAAAAUGCAACAGGCGAUCGUAGAGAGGGAUUUCAAAACUUUUGCCGAACUUACUAUGAAGGAUUCCAAUCAGUUCCAUGCUGUGUGUCUGGACACGUAUCCUCCGUGUGUUUACAUGAACGAUAUUUCCAACAGUAUCAUAAAUCUCGUACAUUCCUAUAACGAUGCAGUUAAUGGCGUGAAGGUCGCGUAUACUUACGACGCUGGGCCGAACGCUACGUUAUAUUUAUUAAAGAAAGACGUGCCAGCGGUGAUGGGCGUUUUGGAUCACUUUUUUCCUCCUCCUGAAAACAUUGCGAUUGAAUACAGAAGAGGACUGCCUGUUGAAGGAAUUAAACCUUCACAAAGUCUCUUGGAGAAGUUAAAAUUUCAAACGCAUCCACCGGGACAACUCAAGUAUAUGAUAUAUACAAAGGUGGGAGAUGGACCUAAGUAUCUCAAUGAUCCACAGAAUCAUUUGUUGGACGAUCAGGGGAAUCCUAUUAAUUGUUCUUGAUCGAUACUUUUUACAUGCAUUUUGUUAUUUAUUGCUGAAAGUAUUCUGAAAUAAACAAUCCUCUAUCUCUUCUGA